CGCGCGCGGAUCCCUCUCGCCUUCCUCCGCCGCACUGUGGACUGUAGGGGAGGCUGCGGGCCGUGGGGGCCGGAGGAGAAGCCGGCUCCACGUGCAGCUGCUAUUCCUCCAGUCUGAGAUGACCGGACACCAAUAAAUACAGACUACGGCUGCUUUCCUUCUCCCAGGUGGGUAGGCACCUGGGCUUUGCUUUUGCAACUCGAGUUAAAGAACUCAACAGGCUGACCUUGCCUUGCCGUCUAGAAUCAGAAAGGUUUACGUAGCCCAGGGACUACUGAGAGGGAAGAGAAAGGGAGAGAGAAAAGCGCAUAUAAAGAAGUGGGCAAGAGAGCGGGACCCUGUCUCAAAAAAAAGAGGAAGUGUCACUUCCUGCCUUGUGACCACACACCCGGGCUUGACAAAGCUGUUCUGCAGAUCAGAAAGAAGGGGUUCCUGGUCAGACACCAGUACUACCAAGGGCAGCUUUUUUCCUACAAGAUGACCAAACUGAGGUUCAGGGAGGGUUGAGUGACUUGUCUGAGAUCACAGAACCAGUAACUGGCAGACUCAAGAUUCACACCUUGGCUCUCUCUCAUUUUCUGUUGGCAGUUUCUUAAAGAUCUGUUACCUAAAGCAAUAAAAAUGGCCAGAGUGUCGGUGUCCGAUGAGGAAAUGAUGGAGCUCAGAGAAGCUUUUGCCAAAGUUGACACUGAUGGCAAUGGAUACAUCAGCUUCAAUGAGUUGAAUGACUUGUUCAAAGCUGCCUGCUUGCCUUUGCCGGGGUACAGAGUAAGAGAAAUUACAGAAAACCUGAUGGCUGCAGGUGAUCUGGACCAAGAUGGAAGGAUCAGCUUUGAUGAGUUCAUCAAGAUUUUCCAUGGCCUAAAGAGCACGGAUGUUGCCAAGACCUUUAGGAAAGCAAUCAAUAAGAAGGAAGGGAUUUGUGCGAUCGGUGGUACCUCCGAGCAGUCUAGUGUUGGCACCCAGCACUCCUAUUCAGAGGAAGAGAAGUAUGCCUUUGUCAACUGGAUAAACAAAGCCCUGGAAAACGACCCUGAUUGUCAGCAUGUCAUCCCAAUGAAUCCGAACACGAAUGAUCUCUUCAAUGCUGUUGGCGAUGGCAUUGUCCUUUGUAAAAUGAUCAACCUCUCAGUGCCGGACACAAUUGAUGAAAGAACAAUCAACAAAAAGAAGCUCACCCCUUUCACCAUUCAGGAAAAUCUAAACUUGGCUCUGAACUCUGCCUCAGCCAUCGGGUGCCAUGUGGUUAACAUAGGGGCUGAGGACCUAAAGGAGGGGAAGCCUUAUCUGGUCCUGGGACUUCUGUGGCAAGUCAUCAAGAUUGGGCUGUUUGCUGACAUCGAACUCAGCAGAAAUGAAGCUCUGAUUGCUCUUUUGAGAGAAGGGGAGAGCCUGGAAGAUUUGAUGAAACUCUCCCCUGAAGAGCUCUUGCUGAGGUGGGCUAAUUACCACCUGGAAAAUGCAGGCUGCAACAAAAUUGGCAACUUCAGCACCGACAUCAAGGACUCCAAAGCUUAUUACCACCUGCUCGAGCAGGUGGCUCCGAAAGGAGAUGAAGAAGGUGUCCCUGCUGUUGUUAUUGACAUGUCAGGACUGCGGGAGAAGGAUGAUAUCCAGAGGGCAGAAUGCAUGCUGCAGCAGGCGGAGAGGCUGGGCUGCCGGCAGUUUGUCACAGCCACAGACGUUGUCCGAGGGAACCCCAAGUUGAACUUGGCUUUUAUUGCCAACCUCUUUAACAGAUACCCUGCCCUGCACAAACCAGAGAACCAGGACAUUGACUGGGGUGCUCUUGAAGGUGAGACAAGAGAAGAGCGGACAUUUAGGAACUGGAUGAACUCCCUGGGCGUUAACCCUCGAGUCAAUCAUUUGUACAGUGACUUAUCAGAUGCCCUGGUCAUCUUCCAGCUCUAUGAAAAGAUUAAAGUUCCCGUUGACUGGAACAGAGUAAACAAACCACCGUACCCCAAACUGGGAGGCAACAUGAAGAAGCUUGAGAAUUGUAACUACGCAGUGGAACUGGGGAAGCAUCAAGCGAAGUUUUCCCUGGUUGGCAUUGGUGGACAAGAUCUCAAUGAAGGAAACCGUACUCUCACCUUGGCCUUGAUUUGGCAGCUAAUGAGAAGGUACACGCUGAAUAUCCUUGAAGAAAUUGGUGGUGGCCAGAAGGUCAAUGAUGACAUUAUUGUCAGCUGGGUGAAUGAAACGUUGAAGGAAGCAGAGAAGAGUUCAUCGAUCUCGAGUUUCAAGGACCCAAAGAUUAGUACGAGCCUGCCUGUUCUGGACCUCAUUGACGCCAUCCAACCAGGUUCCAUUAACUAUGACCUUCUGAAGACAGAAAAUCUGAAUGACGAUGAGAAACUCAACAACGCAAAGUAUGCCAUCUCUAUGGCCCGAAAAAUUGGGGCAAGAGUGUAUGCCCUGCCAGAAGACCUGGUUGAAGUGAACCCCAAAAUGGUCAUGACCGUCUUUGCCUGCCUCAUGGGGAAAGGAAUGAAGAGGGUGUGAGGGCCGCUGGGGCCGGGCGGGAGGUGGUGCACUCCCUCCUGACCUCUCAAGCCAUUCCAAAGUUCAACUUGGUGACAUUCUACAAGAUUCCAAACAAGCACAUAUUAGUGCAGCCAAGUAGCCUCUCCUGUAUUUAACAAAAAGUGCUUCGUUCUUUGCAGGAGGCCCAACCUUCUAUACAUAUGCUUCUGUUCUUGAUUUAUUUCCUUCUUCGAAAAUCUAGAGGAAAAGAAAGAGGUUGUUUUCCAGGUGCCCUUCUUGCUUUUGCCAUUAGUAUUGAGGGUAGAAGCUGCAGUGUUAUUAAUUUUGAUGUAAUCUUUCAAACCAGCUACAUGUAGCUUCCCUUUUCUUUAAGAUGAGGGCCAGGAGGUGAAGCAUCAUGCCUGCCCUGAGGCCUGUUCCUGGAGGUCGGCAUCUGAUCUGUGGCAGGCCCCUCUUUCUGUCCCCUCUUCCUGCCCCGCCUCCCAUGACGUUGCCCCUCACACUCUUGGAACCACACCUUCUGGGGGGCCCAUCUCUUCUGGCCAUCCUCGUCUCUGGGCCAUUUGGAGCAUCUGAUAAAUCGGUCAAGCUGUCGGAGUCCCAGGAAUCUCUGGUAGCCUGCAGAAGUAAGCCUCAUCAUCAGAGGCUUUCCUCAAAACUGGAGUCCCACAUGUUAUCAGGUUUUGCUUUUUUCAGCCACUAAGAAUCCCUGUUUCUAACUCUAGAAUUUGGGUUCGGACCAGCUCUAACGUCCUGAAUACUCUGCCGUCUAGAGCCUUAAUCUCGAUGGACGGGUUGGAUCCAAGGAGGAUGUGAUGGGGCAUCCAGUCACUUGGGGGCGGCAUGGAGCUGUAGGCAUCCUUUAGGGUGCUGCCUCUGCAGGCACAUAGCCCCUCGCGUUAGAUCUGGCUACCAUCUGUCAAUAUUUGGAGGCAAUCCUGCCUUGCUUUUGCUCGUAGAGCUUAGCGUAUCUGAUCCUUGUCAGGCCAUAUCAUCAAUGUUUACUUUUUUGGUACUAUAAAAGCUUUCUGCCACCCCUAAGCUCCAGGGGGGACACUAUGUGCCAAUGAAUAGCACCUCCACUCACAUACACACACACCCAGCCAGCUGUCGAGGGUACAAUGAAUCUAUGCCAGAUAAGAAAUGGUGGCAUUGCAUUACAAAGGGCUGAUUUACCGGACAAAGAAUUCCAAAGCAAAACCAGGACAGAAUGAAUCUGAGCAGUUCUCAUAGGUCAAGCCAUUUCCCCCCAAACCAACUGAAGGCUUAAAAGCAACAGGGCAUUGUGAACCCACACUAGACUCCCACUAUCACGGGGAAAGGGUUCGUCAAUGAGGUAUCUUCUUAGUGGUGGUAUGUAAUAGAACUUAGCCAUUCUUCAAAGCAAUUGAAACACGUUGCUCUGGAUCUGUUCCUUGGCAGUGGACUCAGAAAGCCAAUAUGUGGCUCCUCCCAGCCUGUAACCAGUAUCUGCUGCUUCUGAAUGCAAAGUGGUUGGUUUUGACUUCACACUGAACUUGCUGUAGCCUCGGACGAUUUCCCCCCAUUCGCCUCCAGGGAGAAAGAAUGUUACUGCCUUAAUGAAAAAUGACGAGCAUGAUGCUCAAAAUCUUUCCAAAUAAAAUGUUCCC
This is a messenger RNA of Callithrix jacchus (white-tufted-ear marmoset), 4118 nucleotides long. NCBI's taxonomy places the organism in Eukaryota, Metazoa, Chordata, Mammalia, Primates, Cebidae. The record is from RefSeq and is a predicted model, not a curated record.